GCUAGGGCAUCCCAGCAGACCCUUGGCCCUGCCUGGUGACUCUACCUGUGCAUCCACCUUGUUGGCUGGUAGAAGAAAGCGAACAAAUAAGAAGUUCCAGCCAUGGAUAUAUUUGGAGACCUUCGGCGAAUGAACAAGCGCCAGCUCUUCACUUCCUUACAGCUGUACUACCAGGUCUUAAAUUUUGCCAUGAUUGUGUCUUCAGCUCUAAUGAUAUGGAAAGGCCUUAUCGUCAUCACCGGAAGCGAGAGUCCUAUUGUGGUAGUGCUCAGUGGCAGUAUGGAGCCAGCCUUUUACAGAGGAGAUCUGCUGUUCUUAACAAACUUCCGAGAAGACCCCAUCAGGGCUGGGGAAAUUGUGGUUUUUAAAGUUGAAGGCAGGGAUAUUCCAAUUGUACACAGAGUAAUCAAAGUUCAUGAAAAAGAAAACGGCAACAUCAAGUUUCUCACUAAGGGCGAUAAUAAUGAAGUUGAUGAUAGAGGCUUGUACAAAGAAGGCCAGAACUGGCUAGAGAAGAAGGAUGUUGUAGGUAGAGCACGAGGGUUUUUGCCGUAUGUUGGAAUGGUGACCAUAAUCAUGAAUGACUAUCCAAAAUUUAAGUAUGCUCUCCUGGCUGUAAUGGGCGCAUAUGUACUCCUGAAAAGAGAAUCAUAAAAGAACGGAACUACCUUUCGCGACUCAUAUGCAUAGAUAUACAAAGAGAUACUAAUAUAUUUGAACCAUCCCCACGUCUGUGUAUAAUAUUACAUGGUGUGCAAACAAUAUUGUGUUGUCCAAAUGAAUUUUCCUGUCCAUGUUGCAGUCCUAAGAAUCUUCUUGCGCAUAAGUCCACAGGUUGCAUCUGGAUGAGGCUAUAAGUGUUCUUACAACUGCAGUCUCUGAGGAUUACAGUGAUGUUCAUUGGUAUUUUGUUUACAAAUUGUUUGAGUUUCUCCAUGUACUCACCGUUGCUUUUCACUAAGACAAAUGGAAAGAAUUACUGGGAGGUGAGGGAACUGGGUGGGUAAUGAUCAUGGAAACUUCAGCCGGCAGGGUAAGAGGUGGGGGCUGAUUAAAAGUUCCCAAAGCUGGAAUAUUUAGGUGAAUCGGGUCUGCACUGCAAGGAUGUGGUUGCUUGGAUGCAUUUUAGGCAGGAGCUCAGUAACGGUUAUCUCUUACCAAAGGAGCCCUCUGACACAAUUCUCCCUGUGCCCUAUCACCAGGUGUUUCAAGUAGCUACUGUGUGUUUUGUCAAGCCACGCAAAGUCCAUUCUUUCAAAUGGGCUCACCAAAGUAUUCCAGCAUCCGAUUGCCAUUUUUCUGACAGAGGAAUUUAUUAUUAUUUUCUAAAUAUUGGGUUGUUAAGUCAAGGUUGUGAGAGGAAACUUUUUGUAUGUGCAAAAAUUGUUAUUACUGAAUUGGGCUUGCUUGGGCAAAGCAGUUAGAAAAUCUUGGCCCACAGUAGUGCUAUCUGAGAUGAACUUAUAUUAUACUUUAAUAAAUGUGGGAGGGCCCAUGCAGAUUAGUCUAGGUGAAGUCCUCAGCCUCAGGUAGAGUGCUCAUCUGCAUAAUCCUGCCCACGUGGUCAAGAGAUUUGCCCCACACACAAAGUGCAGAUGUGUAAGAAAAUUGUCAUUGUCAGCCAGAAUCGUUCCCAUGUCUGUUUGCACCGAGGAAAAUGUCUUGUGUGAAUUAGUAAUAUAUGCAUCUCAUGUCUUGCAGUGUGUGAUGCAUGAAAUCCAAAACCUUUGGAGAUGGUUAGGUCCACCCAAGCCUGCUGGGAAACUGAGGCUGCUUCCCAGCAUUCCAGUGUACACCACUGAUUUCCCACUCUCACCACUAAGGAGUAAAAUAACGAGGGGCAGGAUUAUUUUCCUGCCUAUUAACAAAUGGCAUGGCAUAUUCAGAGCUGAUUGUGCAUUUUGAAGUAGAUGCAUAGCUUACAAUUCUGUGUGUGUACCAUUCUUCUGCAGAUUGUUAUUUCCCUCUCAGGAGUGACUUCUUGGGGAGGGAAGGAAUCCCACUUAAUAGAAGCAUUGCAAGGGAAAAACUCUGAAGUCCACAUUUGAUAAUAUCUUGAUUGGGACCAGCCAAAAUGUGCCAAAUAUUUGAGUUAUCCAGAACUCUUCAGCACGCAAGAUGUUACACAAAACUGGGUGGUGGAAUGGGGAUUUUAAAAAGAAAAGUAGAAAAACUAGGCUAAAUGUUGUAACCAUGAGGUUUUUCCUUGCCUUACCAUCCCUUGCUUUCUGUAAUAUCUCGCUUGAUGAAGAACUCUGAAGAGCUUGAAAGCUUGCCACAUUUUUGUGACUCUUUAGUCCUGAUAAAGGCAUUAUCCAACUGUGAUUUUUUUCCUUUAUGGACCAAUACAUUUGCUUUAUAGUGUGGAAAGUGACUCUGAAGUAUGAGUAUUACUGAUUGCUCUAAGAUGCACUUCUAGAAAUUUCUAGAUCUGCAGAAAUGUACCAUAAAGAACUGUCUUGCUUGGGGAAAAAAAAAAAAAGACCCAGAAACAUUGGGCACAUCUAUCCUGCAAGCAUAAACCAAUUCAACUACUGUAGCUUGUUCCAAAUGUCCCUGCAAAAUGUUAUUUUUUAAUGUGCUCAAGAUCGCCACUCAUUCACUUUCCAUGGUAAGAGCACUUCUGCCCAUUUUGGCUUUUCGCAAUCCCUCUGUGGCCUUAGAGAAGUCACUUUAACAGUGAUUAUGUGUGUAUGUGAUUUUAAUUCUUGAAAAAUACUUUUGCCUUUCUGCAUAAUUACGGUUAUGUGUCACUUCCAUGGAUCUGUCUGCCUUUUUUUUUUUUUUUUGAAAGCAAAUUGCUGUGGUUUGCAAUAUCUAUCUGAAAGGACCUACAAAAAGUGUUAAAUAAAAAAUAGUUCUGUUGGAUCUUUGGGAUAUGUGUCUUAAUAAAUGUGGUGCCCCAGAAAUAUCUCUUUCAUUGGCUUAUCAUGCUAUGCAAUAAUAUCAUUAAAAGACUUGCUGUUUUGUUCUAUAA
Messenger RNA from Rhineura floridana, 2977 nucleotides. It is a transcript of the gene SEC11C, whose product is annotated as SEC11 homolog C, signal peptidase complex subunit. Gene Ontology annotation, molecular function: serine-type endopeptidase activity. Gene Ontology annotation, cellular component: signal peptidase complex; membrane. The record is from RefSeq and is a predicted model, not a curated record. The transcript is spliced from 7 exons. Lineage: Eukaryota; Metazoa; Chordata; Lepidosauria; Squamata; Rhineuridae. The coding region runs from base 103 to 654 and encodes 183 amino acids.